Hippocampus zosterae (dwarf seahorse) is the source of this 855-nucleotide messenger RNA. Its product is annotated as tubulin epsilon chain-like. NCBI's taxonomy places the organism in Eukaryota, Metazoa, Chordata, Actinopteri, Syngnathiformes, Syngnathidae. Gene Ontology annotation, cellular component: microtubule; cytoplasm. The transcript has 2 exons. Gene Ontology annotation, molecular function: GTP binding; structural constituent of cytoskeleton. The record is from RefSeq and is a predicted model, not a curated record. Gene Ontology annotation, biological process: mitotic cell cycle; microtubule cytoskeleton organization. The coding region runs from base 143 to 661 and encodes 172 amino acids.
CUGGUUUGUUCCUAGAAGACGAAGAAGACGAAAACGAAGAAGAAAGUCCAAACAGCAGCGGCAGUUGCAUUGGAUCACUUUUUAGCUCAUAUUUUGUGUCGCGACUUUAAGAACAAGAGUUAGGUGACUAAAGAGAUUAAAAAUGACCCAGUCUGUCAUAGUUCAAGUCGGACAGUGUGGAAACCAGAUUGGGUGUCGCUUUUGGGAUCUUGCUUUGCGAGAGCACGCCCAUUUCAACAAAAAGGGAUUCUAUGACGAUACCACCGGCACCUUUUUCCACAAUCCGAAUGGAGACUCAUGUGGUGAUAAUGGGAGAAUCCAACAGCUGAAGGCAAGAGCGGUGCUGCUGGACAUGGAGGAGGGUGUGAUCAGCGAGAUCCUGAAGGGGCCUUUGGGAGAGAUUUUCGACAGCACUCAGCUCCUCACAGGUGUGUCGGGUGCGGGCAACAACUGGGCAGUUGGACACAUGACGUACGGUUCGAGCUCCAGGGACAAGAUUGUGGAUCAGCUGAGGAAGGCAGCAGAGCAGUGCCACUGUCUGCAAUCUUUUUUUCUUAUCCACUCGAUGGGAGGAGGUACCGGUUCAGGGCUAGGGACCAAAGUGUUGCGUCUUCUCGAGGAUGAAUUCCCUGAGAGAACCAGGCACUGGUCGAGAUGUUAAAGAUGGAAUAUACGUGCCAUGGUGGACAACACACGAAAGGCAACAAAGUCUCAGCAAUGGAUAGGCUGACUGGGCCAGAGAAGCCUUUCGAUGCUAUGAAUGAUAUUGUUGCUAACAUGUUACUCAACCUUACUAGUUCUGCACGUUUUGAGGGUUCCCUCAACAUGGAUCUAAAUGAAAUUGCCAUGAACCUG